Molecule: messenger RNA, 1972 nt
Organism: Salmo salar (Atlantic salmon)
Lineage: Eukaryota; Metazoa; Chordata; Actinopteri; Salmoniformes; Salmonidae
Source: RefSeq, a predicted model, not a curated record
CUGUCCUGACUCAGCUCAACAGUCUCCAGUCUACCAACUGGUCUCUGUAAUAACUAUUUAAAGCAGUCUGUCCUGACUCAGCUCAGCAGUCUCCAGUCUACCAACUGGUCUCUGUAAUAACUAUUUAAAGCAGUCUGUCCUGACUCAGCUCAACAGUCUCCAGUCUACCAACUGGUCUCUGUAACUUCAUCUUUGUCUCUGUGGUGUACAGUCUUCAGGUGAUGAUGGGGGUAUUGAAUCAUCUCUCUACUCUCCUCCUUCUCUCUCUCCUUCCUCCUGCUCUCUCUCAUGUAGUGGAUAAGUUCAGUGAUGUUCCACAGUGCCAGAAUUUCUUCCUGGAGGGGACAACUCCAAAUCUCCCAGGUAUUUUGGUUGGUGGGACAGUCCAGGACCAGAACCGCUACAAGCCGAUUUGCCAGUUUUACAAGGACAGGUACAGGUUUGCAACUCUCCACGACACAACAAACAGGAUCCCUGUUUUCUCAGCCUACACCUUCACUGGUAAGGUAGUUGGUAGACCAAGUCAGUCCUGGAUGAUAGAGCCCCAGCUUGAAGAUAUAAAUAACCAACAUGACAUGAAGGUGGAUGAUAAAGAUUUCCCACACAACCAGCAGGCUGCGGACACAGACUACAAAAAUAACAACAAGCAUCUGGACAGAGGUCACCUUUUCCCAUGUUUGUACGCACCUGAUGAUGCUGCCAAGAGGUCCACUUUCACCCUGACAAACAUCGUUCCCCAGGCAAGAUCCUUCAACCAGGGCAGCUGGAGCAGAAUGGAGUGCAGAGUCAGAGACGCUCUUGAGCUUAACUGUAAGGAUGCUAACGACCAGAUAAAGGCCUAUGUGGUGACUGGAGCAGUUCCCAGCAGCAGCAACACACUGAACAACCGAGUGAACAUCCCAGAUCUCAUGUGGACAGCCUACUGCUGUUACAACAACAACCUGAAACAGUGGAUUGCCCAAGCACACUGGAGUGAGAACGAAGAGGAACCGAACAAAAAAGUAUUGAACCCCCAUACCUUGGCAGAUCUGUAUAACAUGUUGAAGCAGCACUACCCAGGUGGUGAUAUCCAGGUGUUCCCAGAGCAGUGUCCAAGAGGUUCUUCUCAGAAAGAGAGAGAGAAGAGCAGAGAGAGGGAGGUAGGAAGUGGGGAUGUUAGCAGGAAACGGUUAAUGGAAUGUGAUGAGGAUUGUAAAUGUGUCUCUUUGUAGGUGUCACAGAUCAUUUCCUGUCCCAGAGUUUGGUCCAGUGGAAACACAGACAACUAUAAAGUACAUUCCCUCAUGGGAGACCAGGGUUCAAGUCAAAUCUUUCUAUACUGACUUUCACUGCUAUGUCUAUAUAUCACAUGAAAUUCUGAAGAAAAUAAAGUUUAAUUCAGUUAUGAUAUAAAGACAUUACUGUUGUUAAUACAUAGUCCAACAGUAUGUCAGGUUCUGACUACUAUGUAACUGUUACCAUGGAGAUACUAUUAUAUGUUCUGAAUGUAAUAUUAUCACUGUUACCAUGGAGAUACUAUUAUAUGUUCUGAAUGUAAUUCUAUCACUGUUACCAUGGAGAUACUAUUAUAUGUUCUGAAUGUAAUUCUAUCACUGUUACCAUAGAGAUACUAUUAUAUGUUCUGAAUGUAAUUCUAUCACUGUUACCAUGGAGAUACUAUUAUAUGUUCUGAAUGUAAUUCUAUCACUGUUACCAUAGAGAUACUAUUAUAUGUUCUGAAUGUAAUUCUAUCACUGUUACCAUAGAGAUACUAUUAUAUGUUCUGAAUGUAAUUCUAUCACUGUUACCAUAGAGAUACUAUUAUAUGUUCUGAAUGUAAUUCUAUCACUGUUACCAUAGAGAUACUAUUAUAUGUUCUGAAUGUAAUUCUAUCACUGUUACCAUGGAGAUACUAUUAUAUGUUCUGAAUGUAAUUCUAUCACUGUAUGUAUCCAUCUUCUUCCCAACUGAAGGAAUAAACAUCUAUAAUGAA